AUGACAGACGAUGCAGCGCUGAUCAAGGACAUCUUCGAGCUAUGCGUGUCUCAAGUCGUCGCUAGCGAAGCACGAGCGCCCUUCCAAAGUGUGCGCAGGUCGGCCGUGUCUGUCCUCUGUGAGAUCGCAACUCGGUACCUCGAACAAGUCCUGCACUCUUCGAAAGCCUACGCAGAGCACGCUGGCAAGACCUCCGUCAGCUUCAGAGAUGUCCGAUCUGCGCUGAGAGACUAUGGGCUCGAGCGGAGAGAGCUCGAAACCUACUGGACAUCAUUCCGACAAGUCAACUGUGAGACAACGCAAGAUGCUCUUCAUGCCUUGGCGAGCUACGUGCCAGCGCACUAUGCCGCACCUCACCGGAAACCGCUCGCAAGACUCACUUAUGGCGCACUUACCGAGGCUGAGCUGCGUGAGCUGGGCCAAGCGAGCGAGACAGACGAGGAGGAACAGGACAUCAAGCAAUCGUCCAUACAUCAGGAUGAGUCCAGUGACGAAUCUGACUCUGACAGCUCAGCCUACAACUCUCGCGAAGCAGCCAGCAGUCGAGCACAACGCGUCAAGAUGACGUCAAGUCCUGCUUUUGUGCUACAAGACGAAGCAGAGCCAUCAGACGAGCCAGCUGCCUCAAUGUGGAUCUCGCCCGAUGCUGUGCCCGCCUUCGUGCCCGACUUUCUGCCGCCUUUCCCGGGCAGAGAGCGCAGCAAGGCAACAAAUAUCGAUGGCGGAGCAACGCAAUCUCGCGCGAUGAAACGAGACGACAGUGCAGACGGCCCAGAGGAGGACGAUGCCGGUGAAGUGGAGCUGAACGAGCAUCAUGGCGAUCCAUGGCAGCGUCUGAUCUCCUGGCGUAAUUCCAGCUUGGCCUCACGCGAUCCUGCAACAUUGCCGUCUGUGCGGAGCAAGAAACGCGCACGCUCGCCUCCUUCAUCACUCAAAGCUUUUGCAGAUGCGUAUACUGCACUCGCAUCCGACGCAUCCGUCGGCACGGUCUACGCCAGACCAAACCCCAAGCGCAAGAGAGCAGUCGCCAAUGUGAUCCAAGAGCCACUCGCAGACAGCUUGACAGGCUCGAUACCGCCAACGCUCUACCGCCAAUCCUAUAGAACUACAGGCUGGCUGCCAAAGGCACCCGCAAGUAAAGCACCGGAUGGUACGCCUCUGCCUGAUCUGGUCGCGCCUGCCUUUGGCGACCUGCCGCUGUCGCUUUCGAGUGCCGUGCCGCCCUGGGUGACUCCGCAUCCUCAUACUGUCGCGCCGCCGCAGCAUCAGCGUCAGCCAAGACUGUUUGCGAGUCUUGUCGAUGCUCUCGCACCUCACAGCCCAGUCUUCUUCGCUCGCAUGCUCAGGACAGGACCGCCGGCCCCGCUUGAUCAGAACGGAGCGAGCCUGGAUUUCGCACUUGAAGAAGGUCAGACAGAUGACGCGCGCUUCUACGCGCCAGCAUUCGAUUGGGACACCAAAGACCCGACGAUCUCGAUAUCGCGAGAUCAGUGA
Molecule: messenger RNA, 1494 nt
Organism: Mixia osmundae IAM 14324
Lineage: Eukaryota; Fungi; Basidiomycota; Mixiomycetes; Mixiales; Mixiaceae
Exons: 2
Coding region: 1-1494 (497 amino acids)
Cellular component (GO): transcription factor TFIID complex
Molecular function (GO): protein heterodimerization activity
Source: RefSeq, a predicted model, not a curated record